Aspergillus heteromorphus CBS 117.55 is the source of this 942-nucleotide messenger RNA. RefSeq names its product cytochrome P450. Gene Ontology annotation, molecular function: heme binding; monooxygenase activity; oxidoreductase activity, acting on paired donors, with incorporation or reduction of molecular oxygen. The annotation marks the transcript as partial. The record is from RefSeq and is a predicted model, not a curated record. The transcript has 2 exons. NCBI's taxonomy places the organism in Eukaryota, Fungi, Ascomycota, Eurotiomycetes, Eurotiales, Aspergillaceae.
UAUGGCGAGCGAUUCGGCUUUCUAGAUCGGGGACAUGAUAUCAGCAAUCUCAUGGCCAACUUGCAAAGUAGCUUUGCCAUCAGCAGUUUAACGGGUAUGCUGCUGUGGUUGCGGCCUCUGGUGAUUUUCAUCAGCACCCUCCAGGCAGCAUCGGAUUGGAUGUUUAUACCGCAGUGCGCCGAUAGAAAGAUCUCCGAAUAUUCCCAGAAGACCGAAAAGGAACCCUCAGGCGAAAGGCCCACCCCUAUGAUUAAGAGAUUUCUUGACGCCCUGGAAGACAAAAGCAAAGGCAUGACGGAGCAUGAUAUAACGGCGAACGCGGCAGCCAACAUUGGGGCUGGAGGUGACACCGCUGCUAUCGGGUUGAGCGCGGUGGUCUUCUACCUGUAUCGCUCGCCGGAGAAGCUACAGAGACUUCGAGAAGAAAUCGAUACCCAUAACUCAGAGGGAAACGCUUCUUUCCAGGAGCUCCAGAAGUUGCCGUAUUUGCAAGCGGUGAUCAGGGAAUCCAUGCGAGUGCAUCCGGGUGUAGGGUUCCCUCUCUUCCGCGUGGUGCCCAAAGGAGGGGCUUUGAUUUGCGGCAGGUUCUUUCCCGAGGGAACAAACGUCGGGGUAAAUAGCUGGGUAAUCCACCGGGACCAAAGCAUAUGGGGUCCCGAUGCCGACGAGUUUAUACCAGAGAGAUGGAUGACAACUGAUGCUGCCAGGCUGAAAGUAAUGGAGCAAUAUCUGGUGCCCUUUAGUGUUGGUUCAAGAACGUGCAUUGGGAAGAAUAUCUCGCUGUUCGAGAUCAACAAGCUUCUCCCACAGCUUGUCCGGAAUUAUGACAUCGAGAUCGAACAAGAGAACGACAAGGAUCUAAGAGCCAAGAAUAUGUGGUUUGUAAGGGCCUAUAGGUUUAAGGCUAAAAUCAACAGGGGAGAACUUACAGUUGGACAAUAG